Molecule: messenger RNA, 2329 nt
Organism: Drosophila pseudoobscura
Lineage: Eukaryota; Metazoa; Arthropoda; Insecta; Diptera; Drosophilidae
Gene: qkr54B
Product: quaking related 54B
Exons: 8
Biological process (GO): regulation of alternative mRNA splicing, via spliceosome
Cellular component (GO): nucleus
Molecular function (GO): mRNA binding
Source: RefSeq, a predicted model, not a curated record
ACGGUAUAUUUUAGCGAUAAAUCCGUGGUCACACUGCCGCCAAUUCAAUUGCAGUUUUUUCGCAACAAAUUUUAAAUUUAAUUAAUUAACUAGAACGCUAAUAAACAGUGAUAGCCAAGCUUCCCUGCAUUGUUUUCCACCGCUCGCUUGCUCGCAGCCAAAUUUCACCAAAGCUUCGAACACGGGCAUCAUGACCGAAAAGUACGACGGUAAUGGCGACUUCUCCCCGUACAAUGAUGACGACAACGAGUACAGUGGCAAGCCGCGCAAAAGUACUGGUGGCGGUGGGCCCGGUGCCCACAACGGUGACAGUUCCGCCCACGACCAUCAUGGAGGCGAUGGCAAUGGAAGUGUUCAGAUAAACGAGAAGGCCAAUGAGUACAUACGCGACUGCAUGGCCGAAAGGAAUCGCAUGGACCGAAAGUUUCCCAUUGGCGAGAAGCUUUUGGAUGGCGAGAUUGAAAAAGUCCAGACAACCGGGCGCAUACCGUCGCGGGAGCAGAAGUACGCGGACAUCUACCGGGAGAAGCCCCUUCGCAUAUCACAGCGCGUCCUAGUGCCAAUCAGAGAGCAUCCAAAGUUCAAUUUUGUUGGCAAGCUUCUGGGACCCAAGGGCAACUCGCUGCGCCGCCUGCAGGAGGAGACGCUCUGCAAGAUGACAGUGCUGGGCCGUAAUUCCAUGCGGGAUCGCGUCAAGGAGGAGGAACUGCGCAACUCUAAGGACCCCAAAUAUGCGCACCUCAACAGUGACCUGCACGUGGAGAUAUCAACGAUAGCCCCGCCAGCAGAGGCAUAUGCACGGAUCGCCUAUGCCAUGGCCGAGCUGAGGAAGUAUCUGAUACCCGACAGCAACGACAUCAUACGCCAGGAGCAGCUGCGGGAGCUAAUGGACAGCACCAGCCUCAAUGACAAUGACAACACCAAGAGCGGCUACAAAAAGGGUCCCCACAUGCCCAGUGGCAACAAUCUGAUGAGCGGAGGUUCCGGAGGUCCCACUAACAACCCUGGCGGUCCCAAAAACACACCGCACCAUAAUUACAGGGGCUCACAGCAGUCGUCGUUCAGCAAAAAUGUGCUCGCCCCCAAGCAAAAGGUGAUGUCCAUACUGGAAAAGGCCAGAACGGCCAUGGAUGAGACAUAUGGAAGAGGCUAUGACGAUGGCAUUGGCUAUGAUCCACAUCAGUCGUACGACAACUACUCAUAUGGCUCACACGGCCACGGGCCGCCCACUAGUAUACUGGGCGGCGUGGGCAGCAUCAAUAGCGGCGGCGGGCGUGGUGGUGGUCACUACGAUAACACAGAUUAUGAGCCGGAGUACGGUCGGCGGGACUACUAUCAGCAUUCUCCAAGCUAUACAGCAGGCGGGGGAGGUGGCGGAGGAGGAGGUGGAGGUCAUGGCUCUGGGGGCGGUGGCUCACAAUCGAAUGCAAUUGGCAGCACUGGCCUCAGUUCCAACCACAAUCGCAGCCAUGUUAACAGGUGAAACUUACUGGGCCAUAGCAGUGCCGGCGGAGGUCGAGUGAGCGGCGCAACAAGUGCCACCAAUCCAGCAUCAGCAAACCACAAUCUGACGAUGAAAGCCCCAACCCCAAGCAGCCAUAACCACAGCAAGAACUUUACGCCAGGCCACGGAACUGAGGGCCAAAAUGCGAAAAACAGCACACCCAACUACUUUUACCACGCCAGUGGCAGCUCCAAGCCAAAUCAGCAGCAACUUCAUCAGUCGCAACCAAAAUUCCCACCGCAGCUUUCAGCCCACAACAACAUGAACAACCACAACCCAAAUAAAAACAGCACUAUUUGUAAUAAAACCACGAACAGCAACAGCAACAGCAUCAGCAGCAAUAACAACAAUAAUAAUACCAGCAACAACUUUCACCAGAGCAAUAGUAACAACGAUGUUUCGUUCUCCAUAUCCGCCUAUAUUCGUACACUCAACCAAAUGGAUUCCAUGCCUGGCCAAAAGAGUGCCAAUACCACCACAACCCAUGCCAAUGCCAAUGCCAAUGCCUAUACGAGAGCAAUGCCAAACGUUGGCAACAGCAGCAAAACUCACACAUUAGACAGCAAAAAUAACAACAGAAACACCGCUACAAGCGCUACAGUGCCAGAUAUGCUAUUAGUAAGACCUGCUUAUCCUUCUUCGCUACAUAUUGGUACAUUUCCGUUCUUGCCAGUGCAGUUUUUCUGAUUUCAACAAUACAACAACUACAUCAACAACAACAUCAACAUCAACAACUACAUCACAAAUACUUUGUACACUUAAAUGCAUAAGAUGAUAUAGGGAUGACGAGGGAGAAAUAUUUACAAAAUGGAAACAUACAAAACA